UUGACCUGGAAGACGACUCCUCGUCUUCUACAGUAGAAAUGGCAGCUUUUGAAUUGUGAAAAUCGCAGUUUAUUAAUCAUACGUCAUGAUUUGUGGUGAGGAUGAAGACGACCCGUUCCCUGUCGAUGAUGACUGCUUGUCCACUGAGACGUUUUCACAAGAGACGGUGUACAGGCUGAUGGGCGAAGAACUCCGGAUAAAGCAGCUUUUCGGGGCCAACCUCGGCGUGGCUGCUCCUGUCUGGGAAGCUGCGCUGCAUUUAUGCCGCUACUUUGAGGAUCCGUCCGUGGAGCUGAGAGGAAGGCGCGUCAUAGAGCUGGGAGCAGGAACUGGGGUGGUCGGUAUUUUGGCUGCUCGUCUGGGUGCAGAGGUGACCGUCACAGACCUCCCUCUGGUUCUGCCACAGCUUCAGGCGAACGUCUCCGCCAACGUUCCCCCUGCCGGCUGGCCUUCUGCCCCUCCCGUUGUCCUCCCUCUGUGCUGGGGGGAGGACCACUUGACCUUCCCCUCCGACUGGGAUCUGGUGCUCUGCGCGGACAUCGUCUACCUGCCAGAGACAUACCCUCUGCUGGUGGAGACGCUGGCUCAUUUGUGCAAAAACGGGGCCGUGGUGUAUCUCUCAUCAAAAAUGCGCACAGAGCACAGGACUCAGAGUUUCUACGAGGAGCACCUGCAGAGCAGAUUUGAUGUGGAGCUUGUGCUUCGCGAUGACAAGCAAAAUAAUAAUAUUUACCGUGCGUCCAAGAGAGCAGAGGAGUAACAGGAGGAAGAGCUUAAUAAGAGACUGGACAGAAAACAGAUUUUGUUUACAACAAAACAGAGUAUAAGCAACACAAAAAUGUUAUUCAUCUCUGGGUUUAUGCUAGAUAUUUAAAGAAAGGAUUUGUUACAGAGAACAUUAUUGUUUUCAUGUGCUUGCAAGUAUUAUUGAACCUGAAAUUUAUGGAAGCUGUUGAUUUUUAACUUAAGUCUUAAUGUUUAAUUUCUCUACAAUGUUCAACCAAAUUUUGCUGCAAAUGUUUUUUUUUUAAUAAAAAGUAACUUGAGGCUAAUCUUUAUCUCUUGGAAUAUAUAAAGAAAUUUUACAGAUCCAGAAGCUUUUCAGUUCUCAUCACUGCCUAUUGCUAUGAGUUUGUUUUGCAUUUUGUAACAACCGCCUAAUUAAUGUAUGCGCGCAAUAACACAUUUUUAACACAGACACUGACAUUCUUAGCAGCAUUACUUUUAAUAAGUUAUUAGAAAACGUCAACACAAAGUUGCUCUCCUCCCAAACUGUGCUGUCAGACAUCAACAGAUGUCCCUCCCCUGCAGCCGCCUGUCGGUCCUUCAUCCCCUCUGCCCUGCACUCUGCUGAUGUGCAGCUUUUCUGUUCAGGAAAGGAAAGCCUGUUUGUUACGCUGGAGAGUUUCAAAGAAAGGGAGACGACCCGACUGCUGCCGGUCACUCCCUAAGCUACGAUUCACAUAACAAAACAACAGAUCUCUAUCUGCUCCCCGGACCAGCACCUCCCACGCGACUGUCCCAAAAAACACUAAUCACUUGUUUUUGUUGAAGCUUCAUUCUUAUAAUACCUCAUUACUGUAGCAACUAUUGAUGAUAGGAUAAAUAAUAAAAAAACAAAUUGCACAUAUGGGAUAUACCAAUAGAUUAAUAGAAUUUUUACUGAUUUAACAUCCUUUUUUGUGUAUAAUAAAUGCAAAUUAAAAAAAAUAAAUGAAUGCCUCUUUAAAUAAAAUUUUUGUUAUCACGUUUCAGAAACA
Molecule: messenger RNA, 1760 nt
Organism: Xiphophorus maculatus (southern platyfish)
Lineage: Eukaryota; Metazoa; Chordata; Actinopteri; Cyprinodontiformes; Poeciliidae
Product: EEF1A lysine methyltransferase 3-like
Exons: 3
Coding region: 86-760 (224 amino acids)
Biological process (GO): peptidyl-lysine methylation
Cellular component (GO): cytosol; cytoplasm
Molecular function (GO): protein-lysine N-methyltransferase activity
Source: RefSeq, a predicted model, not a curated record